Molecule: messenger RNA, 1713 nt
Organism: Topomyia yanbarensis
Lineage: Eukaryota; Metazoa; Arthropoda; Insecta; Diptera; Culicidae
Exons: 2
Coding region: 127-1260 (377 amino acids)
Cellular component (GO): nucleus
Molecular function (GO): zinc ion binding
Source: RefSeq, a predicted model, not a curated record
UUAGUGUUUGAAGAGGGGUUUGAAGAUUUUCUGCAGUGUUACUGUUGUUUUUAUAAAUUUCCGAUUUUUUUAAAAUCAAAUUAAGCCUCUUUUUCUUGUCGACUUUUUCUGUGAAGUGGUGCUAAAAUGUGUGAAAACACUCCAAAGGAUCCAUUAAAACCGGCACGCAAAUUGAAGUACUGCGCCGGAUGCGGAAACAAUACUGCCAUCUUCAGCGGCACGUUCGUUCCGGUACCCCGUGAUGACGAAGAAUGCUACGAAUGGAUGCUUCGGUUGGGGAUGAAACCUGACGAACCUGUACCCCGCUCGAGAAACUACUAUGUCUGCGAGGAUCAUUUCGAUCCCAAAUAUGAUUUCAUUCGGACCUCGCAGGGUGCACGGGUUCGAUUGGGGGUCCUACCUUGGCGAAACCUUCGAACCGGAACGCAUUCAUACCACGGACUAGAAACUGUAUCAAGACCGCAACUAUGCGAAUGCACCUGUUGCAAUCAUCUGAAGACACCAGUGACUACUCCGACAACUCCUCCUCCAAAAUUACAGUACCGUCCUGCAAACAUCAGGCCACGCCGACCCAUUGAACCGAAGGCAAUCCAAACGGAGCUCCCAACUGCAGCACCUGCAAUGAAUCACAAACCGGUGUCUCUGAAGGAGAUCAUCUGUCGACUAUGUUUCCAGAACAAAAGUCUCACGCCGCUGUUCUGCCUUGGACAACCCUUGAAUCCCAGCUUGCUAUCGAAGAUAUAUGCGACCACCGGAGUGAUGAUAAAUAUGAAAACCGACGCGGAAUCAUACAUCUGUGAGCUCUGUCAGACGCAGAUUGAGCGAAUGUAUGAGUUCCAAGCUCAAAUCCAAAACAACAACGACUGGAUUCUAUGGCUUGCCGGGGAGAAAAAAAGAAAGAAGCAUGCUUCCUAUGUCGCUAGAAAGGCGAAGAAUACCGCUCCACCGCCGGGAGAGGAUCAGUCGCAGAACGUCGAGAUCGAAAUUGAUCCAUUGGUGGAAGCCACUUCUUCGUUGCGACCGAUCAAGCGAAAAAAAGUGGACGAUCCUCCUCCGUGCGUGGAUGUAGAACAGGAGUCUGCUUGCCAGAAUAUAGCUGUAUUUCCUAAACCGAUCAAAACGGGACCCGAUCUGCCGGCAGAACUGCUGUCUAUCAGGGAACAGAAUCGACGGAUCAGACAAGAAAUGCAGCAGGAAUUCAAAGGCGUAAUGAAUAAGAUAAAGGAAAAGCAUAUUUGGCGUGGUGGGGAGGAGCUUUGAAUUAUUGUUCGUUUAACCCGGCCUAACGCGUUGAUAUGUUUUAGCGGUGACGGAUGAUAUAAGGUCGGCCAUGAAAUAAAAAUGUUGAAAUGCAAUUAUAAAUUUAUAAAAAAAAAAGUUUAUAGAUAUGCCAUAACGCUGGUUCUCAAUUCGUUAUGUCCAAAGAUGCUUUCAAAAGUGAGUACCUCGAAUGCCACUAAAAAGAUCUCUCCUUCGAGCCGGAUUUGAACCAGCGACCUAUGGAUUACUGCACAUUUUUAUCAACAGCUUUCCUUUCUACAGUCCACCGCUCUACCAACUGAGCUAUCGAAGGUGUGAUAUGCAGGUUGGCCGAUUGCGGCUGUGCCAAUGGGUGGAGAAGAAGAGGUCCCUUGGAGAUGGUAAUUGUUUAUUUCAAACGGAGAGUAGAGCCACAAUGAAGCAUGUGAAAAUAAAUGUAUAAUAAGAAUGUUA